Messenger RNA from Acyrthosiphon pisum (pea aphid), 901 nucleotides. Its product is annotated as acyl-CoA-binding protein homolog. Bases 240 to 509 code for a protein of 89 amino acids. Gene Ontology annotation, molecular function: fatty-acyl-CoA binding. The transcript has 3 exons. The record is from RefSeq and is a predicted model, not a curated record. NCBI's taxonomy places the organism in Eukaryota, Metazoa, Arthropoda, Insecta, Hemiptera, Aphididae. Gene Ontology annotation, biological process: fatty acid metabolic process.
GCCCACGGUUACCACUUACCGGUGCGUGCGUAUUUAUACGUACCAUGUACAAGUGUAGACAAUAGUAAACUAGUAGUACGGGUAAAAACAAUUUCAUUUCCAAACCAGUUUUCAUUUCACUCAGCAAUGAUCGAUCGACCAUCAGAUUUUUAGAAGCUUGGCGCAGUACAUUUUCGUCCGUACGUCCGUGCAAAUAUAGAAUAUUUCUACAGCCUUACAACACGCUAUACUUCACCAUCAUGGCUACAUUACAAGAGCGUUUCGAAGCAGCCACCGAAGAAGUGAAAACGCUCACGAAGAGACCGACCGACGUUGAACUAUUGGAACUAUACGCUCUCUUCAAGCAAGCCACGGUCGGAGACAACGACACCAGCAAACCCGGAAUGUUUGAUUUGAAAGCCAAAAAAAAGUGGGAGUUUUGGACCAAUUUAAAAGGAACUUCCAAAGAAGACUGCCAAGAAAAAUAUAUUGCAAAAAUGGGAGAAUUCAUUGUCAAAUACAGGGAUUGAUUCCUAAAAAUAUACUAAGAUGUUUAUAAAUUUAUUAUGUACCUUUUAUUGUACUUUUUUUUUUGCUUUGUUUGUUCACUCGUAUUCAAAAUUCAAUAUAAUUUAAAUAAAUAAAAUUGUUUUUUUCUAUUUUUUCAUUUAUAAUAUGUAACAAAAUCAACAGUCAAUAUUAAAAACGAAUGAUGAACAAAUUUAACUUCUAAGGGGAUGGGUCUGUUUUCCUCUUUAAACCCUAUAUCUGUCUUUUACAGAAAAAAGGUAAGAAAUAAUUUAAUUUAUUAUAUUUUAAAGGAUCAUUUCUAUGUAUAUACUUCUAUAUUUUUUAUUUUAUAUUACUUGUUAUUUUUUAUUUGACUAUUUAUUAAGUAUUAAAAGAAUAUUGAUAACUGCAA